This is a messenger RNA of Didymodactylos carnosus, 911 nucleotides long. Lineage: Eukaryota; Metazoa; Rotifera; Eurotatoria; Philodinida; Philodinidae. The record is from the annotation of a GenBank genome assembly.
GUCACCAGUUCCAGUUACUAGGAAUGGUAACUGGUCACCAGUUCCAGUUACUAGGAAUGGUAACUGGUCACCAGUUCUUUUUACCAGUUACUAGGAACAAUGAGAACUGGAACUGUCCCACCCCUACUAUUUGGAUCAUUCAUAGCAUGUAAAACUUUAGUUCUUGAUGAAAAGUCAAUCAAUUGACUUUAAAAUUUGACUUGAUCAAUAAGGAAAUAUCUCGAACUAAUAACUAAAGAAUUCCAAUAGAAUGAUUAAUAUUCGGUAUAAUUCUUUUGUAGACUGGUCUUUCGUUUCAUUUUUUAGAUGUACCGAUUAAUCAAGUUUUAAUAAGUUUAGUUGUGACAAUGGGAAAAGUUCAUAGACGAAAAAUGGCUCAGAAAUUUCUUUACCAUGUUAAUCGAAAAAAAUUAUGGCAAAAAGAAAAACAAAAACGUCUAGUCCGUGUUCAAAACUGUACAUUAAUUCGGGAUAAUUGGGAUGAUAAAUUAUCCGUGAUGAAUAAUUAUGCGGAGUUUUCUCUUGUACAUGAUGUUAAUAAAGCUUUUCCCAUACCAAAAACAAAACAAUUAAUAGAUCCAAAUCAUGAUAAGAAGAAAAUUGAAAAAAAGAAAAAGGUGCCAGAUAAAAUUCAUAUACGAGAAGAAAUGGAAGAGGAUGCAAACACUGAGAGAGUCAAAUCAUUAAGAAUAUCUGAUCCAAAUCGAUUAUUUUGUAUUUAUAUGUUAGAAAAAUAUGGUACAAAUUAUCUAGCAAUGUCAAAAGAUCAUCGAAACGAUUAUCAAGAAACACCAAAACAAUUAGAACGAAAAAUGAAAAAAUUUAUGAAUGUUAAAAAAGCAUAUCAAAAAUAUUUAGAUGAGAAAAAAGCGGGCAGAGAUUUUUUAUCCGAGUUCGGAAUGAACGAUUGA